Porites lobata is the source of this 6357-nucleotide messenger RNA. NCBI's taxonomy places the organism in Eukaryota, Metazoa, Cnidaria, Anthozoa, Scleractinia, Poritidae. The record is from the annotation of a GenBank genome assembly.
ACAGUUAGACUUUGUGAUCCGUUUGCCCCUCCAAUAAAUGGGUCCUUAGUUGGUGUCUGCAACUCUGAAUACAACUCAAUUUGCCGCAUCAAAUGUAAUGAAGGUUAUGAAUUAGAAGGAGGAAGUGCGCAUGCGGAGAGAAAGUGCAUCGUGAAUAAAAACAAUCACAUGGAGUGGACAGGAGGACUUCCUUAUUGCUCUCGUAAGAUAAACGUCAUGUGAUCCCAUAGUUAGUAGAGGAGUCUGGUUAUGAAAGCCGGCAAACAUCAAAUUUGAAACAACGGAACAAUGUUGGAACGGUCCCUGAUCGUGCACAAUUUUUUUGUUUUUGCUCACAAAUUGUGACUGAAUAGAUUAAUGCGAUGUUUCUAUUGGUCAGUGGGUUCAAAAAUGAUAGGAAUGCGAUUGAACGGAGUCGAACAGCUUUCAUAAUCAUUCCACUUUAACUACGGUGAUCCUGAUGCCAUAAGCGAUUGAUAUCAAGCUGACCCUACACAUUUUUGGGGGCCUCAUUGCCCAAAAUACCCUAGGCCUAUUGUGCAUGUUCGUAUUUCGGGACGACAAAUAGAUUUUGAUUUCUUCAAACUUAUGUAGGAUAAAUAGAUGAUGAUGAUGACGUUAAUGAUGAUGAUGAUGAUGAUGAUGAUGAUGAUGUCUUUGAAGCAAUAAGUUACUACCAUUACCCUACUUAUUUUAGUUUUAGCUAUAACAUGUCCAAUAAAUCGUGUAUCUUCUAUUUUAUUCUUAGCUAUUAGAUGUCCACUAGUUCAUGUAUCUAACGCCAAUCCACCUUCUGGAGUGUGUUCAUCAGCUCCUUAUGUCCCGCGCUACAAGACCCGCUGCUCCUUUAAAUGUGAUCGUGGGUACCGGCUAAAAGGCUCCAAGGAGCGUGUUUGUCAACUCGACAAAACUUGGUCUGGAAUUCCAACGAUUUGUGAAGGUAUUGGAAUGUGACUCGACUAAAAUAAAUUUUAUGAUUAAAUGUGUUCUGUUGGCGGUCAGCCGUGUAAAACGCAGACUGCGGACUAUUUUUUUCACCAUACAAAUAAGUACGUGACAAUAAUAGUCCCAUUGUACCCUAAAAACAAUAGUCCGCUGUCAGUCUGCAGUCUGCAUUUUACACUGCCCCCUUUGUUGGGAAAGAAAGCUAUGAACAGUCUUAAUGUUUUAUCCUUCGAUACAAAGUUUAAACAGAUAUGACAUAUCAGGUUGGAUGAGCGUUUACUCUGAAUAAACAGUUUCUUUUAAGGAUUUCAGUUUCAAAUUAUAAAAAUAAAUGUAGCGUGGAUUCAUUUGAAGUAUACGUCAUGAUACUUAUUUACUGCUGUCAAAAUUAACAGUUGAAAUUCAUUAUUUUUGGAACUUAAUUGGAAGUUCCAGAUGGCAUAGUUUGUAGAGGAGACUGGUUGAAAAGCCGGGAAACAUCAAAGAUGAAAACAACAGUGCUGGGCCAGUUUAUGUUGGACCUUGGAAGCUUCUUGACCGUGCACAAAAUUUUUUUUGUAUUUACAAAUUGUGACUGAAUAAACUAGGGCUACCUUCCGCGGCAAGUGGCAACGAGGCGGAUUCGUUUAUCUUUUGUGGAACGUGCCUAUUGAGAUCUUUGCGAUUUCUUUCAUAAUUUUAGAGGUUUAAAAUGGAUUCCGCUAUAGAAAAGGAUGGUACCCAACUUUGAAACAACAACUUUGGUACAUUCUAGGCUUUCACUUUUAUUAAACAACAUGGCUUGAAGCUCAGUUGGUAAAUAUGAGCAAGUUAGCACUUGUUUCAUGGAAAAUUCCAUUGUAUCAAAACUAUAAACGUUAGAAAGAAAAAUUAGUUCAAAUGAGGCCUUUGACUGCUUAAAUUAAAAAUAAUAAUUAAAUUUUGAGCAACAGUGUCAUCAGGGAUAAGAAAAAUAUUUCGCGUGAUACAUAGGAAAAAAUUGGUGUAAAGUAAAAUGCGUCAAAAGCGCAAGAAUGGGGCGGAAUGUAUCAGAGGUAUGAAAAUAUAAACUUGAAUGAAAUACAAAGAUCUAAUGAGCGAGUGUUACGGGACAAAGAGUCUCUCGAAAGGCAUAAUGAUAGUCUUCAAAACAAAAGGUCCGCAAAUUCGAUGCAUUCCUCACGGGAGUUUAGGGCUGUCUCAAUGUAAAUCGAGCUGCAAAAAGCAUGCUGGUUGACAAAAUCUCUCGAAAGAAAUGAAUAAACUCUAAGAAACAAAUGUCUGCAAAUACGUUGUAUUCACGGGAGGUGAGGACUGGCUCAAUGUAAAUCGACCUGCAAAGACCACGCUGGUUCUGAUAAAAGUUUUGAGAAUAUGCCUUUUCACAAAGGAAAGGAGAACACUGAAACCCUGGUUCUGAGUAGAGAAGAGAACACGCUACCUCAAUGUAAAUCGAACUGCAAAAAACAAGCUGGUUCUAACAAAAAUUUGAGCGUAAAACCCUAUUCCUUGAUCAGCUGCUGCUUUAAACGCAAUUUAUAAAGCAAAUCAGAGCACUUAUUGCCCUUUCAAACUAGAAAUUGUAUUAAAGCUUGCUCACCUGUUAGGUCCUCUUGAACAGACAAGGAACAGUUGCACACUGAAUCAUCCAAUUUCGGACCACGAGUUGUAAAUACAAUACAAGACCAUGACGUCACUACCCAAAUAUGGGGUCUUACUUACACCCAAAUGUGGUCAAAAAUGCAAAUUUUAGAGGGUCACGCAGAAUUUGAGAGUUUUUGCCUACAUUGCAGGGAGUUAUAUAAUUCUGCUUCUUAGCUCGGUUGCCUCGUUGGUAAUAAAUGUGAAAUUCAAAAUGAUAGGAAUGUUGUUGUUCAAGGUCCGAAGUCUGAAAAGCCAACAAUGCAUAUAACAAAUAAUUGUAACGGGUUUCAUUACACUUUAUUAACUAUGCACGGGGCAAAUGUUACGGCUAUACGGGUCAAUGCUACCAAUAAAUCCAUCCUUCAUUUUGGAUCACUAAGCGCCCACUCAAACAACGAGGAAUACCCCCGGUAGGCCACUUGCACUGAGAGGUCACGUGACUAAAGCGAGCUGGAAUCUUGCUCUAAUGCCAGAAAUUGACAGAACUUAUCUUACACCCGAAAUUUGAGAGGAUACACACUUAACGUACAUAUUUUAUGGCACUUUCAUUUUUCAACGAAGUAGAAUGAUUUGUAUUGGCCGCCAUGUUAGAGGGCAUACAUUUGCCCUCCAACAUGACAACCAAAACUACUUUUUGCUUGUGUCUUGUUAAAAGCUUGAUAGUUAGGCUCAGAUGUGCUGCAAACGUUACCACAUAAUCUUUUCAACAUUUUCCUUGAAAUUUAAGUGCCAAAUUUGUUUUCAGAAAGAGGUAAUUCAUUAGUUUAAAAAUCACACUGGUUAUGUGACCAGCUACGAACUUACUUAUUUUAACAAAAUAGUGAAGGGUUUGAAAAACCAAAUCACUAUUAUUUUGUUUAAAACAUAACCCACUAAUCGUUUUUCGAAGGUAAAAUCAUAUAAAUUUCAUUUUCAUAAAAGUGAUGUCAAAUGACUUCUAAGUACAAACGGUCUAUACAACUAAAUUAAUUGGGCAAUUGAUGCAGUUUGUCUUUCGGGCAAGCUACGAUGUUACAAAACUAAGUUGGUUUUAGAAUUAUUCAAAACUGAGUGGUUCAGCUUUUAAUUCAGUAGUUCAUGCCCUUGGUGAGGGAAGAUUUAUCUUCAUUUUUAUCCGCUUUCUUUCUUAGCAAUUUACUGCCCUAAACUUUCGCCUGUCAAGUUUGCAACUGUGCAACCCCCGGAGUGUGUCACCCAGCCAAUAAAAUUUGGUAGAUCGUGUCAAUUUCGCUGUCCUGACGGGUACUUUACUGAUGAUGAACUACAUGAGAGUAAAGCUUAUUUAGGGUGUCUGCAUAAUGGUACAUGGGACUUUCAAGUUCCUGAUUGCGUCGGUAAGUAUUUCAUUUUUUCUUUCUCCUUUUCCCUGUUCGGGUUUUUUACGUUCGACGCUAGGAGAACGCCUUCUAAACUCAAUGCGCAAUUCUAUUUUGAUCACUCCCCAGCUCGGGUAAAAUUUCAACCAAUCAGCAGAUCGGUGUAGUGACACAGCAUCUGUUUGGAAUUAGAGGACCCAUUCCCUAGAUGGCUUCGCGAAAUGUGGGCUCUUUUGUCAGCUAAAAUUCGAACGCACUUACCAUUCUCCAGUUAGUGUUAGUUUUCAAUAAGUAGACGGUGCUUUUAAUACACACAAAUAAGCAUAUGAGAUUAGUCACCACUUUUCUUUCAACCUGUUUUAGUCUGAACUUAAAAAUCAAUGUACGUGUAUAGAUCGCCAGCCUCCAAGAAUGUCCUGUCCCCUGUCUAAAAUAAGAGGAGUUACCACCAAAGGAAAAGCAACAGGAAAGGUAUCAUGGAGCAUCAAGGUGACAGAUAACUCUGAGAUUGUGGAUCCCAAUGCAAAGAUAACUGUAGACUCAAGUCAUCAGCCUUCUCAAGAAUUUCCCAUUGGCGUGACUGUAGUCCGUAUUAUCGCCACUGACAGUGCUGGGAAUGUCGGCCGUGAAUGUAUCUUUAAAGUUGAAAUCAGAGGUAAGGAACACAUCCCUCAUGCUCCUGGUACGCUGGCUAGCUGGCUUGAAACCCUUUGCACCCUUAUGACACAAAUUAUCAUUAAACAUCUCCUUACAAUGGCGGCACUGAUUUUAAUGAAAAAUAACGGUCUUGAGAAUACUGAAAAUGAUAACCAACUAGAGAGAACUAUAUUUUCUUCAUCAAUGCAACAGUAGCUUGGGCUUCUCGAGCUGAGAGAAGCGAGGAGUUGACGGCUGUAUUCUCAGGCGAAUGCAGCAAGAAAUGUAUAGAGACAAUAUUAAAUACAUCGGUGCAUGUUUUGAAUGAAUAAUUGUACGCAUAAGGUUCAAGGAGCUGCUAAGCUUUGUCGAGGGUCUCCUAUACGUUUCUCGGGAUCUGGGAUUUGCAUGCUUAUCUGGAAGCUGGUAUUCACGAUUUUACAGAAAAUUGAGAUUCGGGAGUGAAAGUAUGAACGGGAUGUGUGAUGCGGAAAAUACCCAUCGGCAUUACAGGAUUGAGCGAAAAUUUAGCGCGGGGUCGGGGUGGAGAGAGUGCAUGGAGAACGUACUCUUCUUGUCUUCUUAACUGCAAAAUGUACUGUGUUAUAGAAAGAAAUCCCUGAUAGAAAGCUAUAAAUUUUCUUUUGUAAUGCUUUCUCUCACAGAUAAUGAGCCACCAACGUUUAGCGAAUGCCCCAAGGACAUUGUGCGUGAAGAGAAAGUUUCUCUGAUAAGAGUGAAUUGGAAGCAUCCAGUGUUCUCUGACAAUUCGGGGGUGCUUCCCUCUGUCACUUCAAGCUUUCAAACUGGAGCAACAUUUCGGGUUCCUGGAAACUAUAAAAAUACAUAUAUUGCAAGGGACCGGUCUGGUAACGAAAACAAAAACUGUACAUUCAGGAUCAUAUUGAAAAGUGAGUUGUAUAAUGAGGUAGGGAGAUUACUGGUGGUGAUGGCAGUUAAGAGAAAGCCAGAAAGCAGAGCCCCAUGCAUUAAAGCUGCUUAAGAGAUACCAAUCUCGCAAUCAUAUAUUGCGCUCUUAGUUAUCCAGUCAGUCGCUGAAUACAUGCAGUCGUAUAAAUAUAUGCAUCGAUUGUUUGGGCGAGUCUUUCCCCCCAUACUUAAAAAACUUAUUUUAGUCUGCUCAGCGCAAAUUAAUUAAAACUCUUCCCAUUGUUAAUUGCCGCAACACGCGUAGAGAGUUCGUUGAUACCCUAAAAAUUUCCUCCUUUAAAUUGUUACAUGCACGGCGAGACGAUAUACAUGAGGCAUUUGCUACCAACUGAAGGUACAAACAUAUAGAAAAGACGAGUCUAAGGACUACUAGAACGUGAGAGUCUGACCCUCCCUUAUAAUGAAAUCCGUAUCCAUGACUAUAACCUCUAAUCAGCUGUCUAUAAGCCUGACUGUCGCAUCGAUAUGGCCAACACAACACUGACCACUUUGCAAACUUUGUAACAAGGGAGGUCUCUUCUUAAUUAGUUUAUGUAGUAGUUACUUUACUUCUAUAUGUGUUUGUUAGGAACCGUGAAAUGCUGACAUCCUCUAACAGUCACAGGGGAAAUGUGGCUAACCAAACUUGACUUGACUUUGAUUUGUUUAUUUUUUUUUCUCCACAGAAAGAACCUGCCAGAUUUUUCCUCCACCACGCAACGGUGCCCUGGCCUGCAUGACAUCAGAAUUUUAUUUGCAUUGUGCAGUAAUGUGCAGCAACGGAACUGACUUUGAAGAUACUCCCCCUCUGUUGUACUAUUGUUCUGGUGGGGAGUGGAAUUACUGGAGGGGGUUGCUUACACGUUACAAAAAUUCUAAUCCCUGGCCUAACUGCUCCUGUAAGUCU